Messenger RNA from Cavia porcellus (domestic guinea pig), 6989 nucleotides. RefSeq names its product solute carrier family 38 member 1 (gene Slc38a1). Lineage: Eukaryota; Metazoa; Chordata; Mammalia; Rodentia; Caviidae. Bases 479 to 1936 code for a protein of 485 amino acids. The record is from RefSeq and is a predicted model, not a curated record. The transcript is spliced from 19 exons. Gene Ontology annotation, molecular function: L-glutamine transmembrane transporter activity. Gene Ontology annotation, cellular component: plasma membrane. Gene Ontology annotation, biological process: amino acid transmembrane transport; L-glutamine transport.
CACGCCGAGCCUCCCCGCCCAUUCCCCGCUGACGGGGGCCACCUCUUCCCGGCUGAGCCUUUCAGACCUUGACACAAAGGACGGCAAACUGCCGGGGCAACGUCCCGCAGGGCAGACACUUUGCGGUCUUGUGCCACCUUUCCCUUUCUUUCCCGAGGACCAGAAGAAACUAUAAAUCAACUCUAGAAGGAGGCCCUAAAACCCCAGAAUCUGACACUUUAUGUGGGAUGACCUUGCCUGCUCGAAGAGAGUCUCAGUGAUCUAAGAUAUUUGUUGAGUGUGUGCUGUGUACCAAGCGGCAUAUCUAUAUAUGUAAAAAAAUUCUGGAAGGCAGAGCAGCAUUACCUACACUGCGGUCGUCUUUGCUUUCUGAGAUAACAGGGGUAUCAAGUAUAUAUAUCUUCUGUUAUCUGCUUCUAAAUACAUUCAGAACAAGAGAAAUUUGGACUAAUUUUUAGACUACGCAUACUUUCUAAAUAUGAUGCAUUUCAAAAGUGGGCUCGAAUUAACAGAAUUGCAAAACAUGACAGUGCCUGAAGAUGAUAACAUCAGCAAUGAUUCCAAUGAUUUCACUGAGGUAGAAAAUGGUCAAAUAAAUAGCAAGUUCAUUUCUGAUCGUGAAAGUAGAAGAAGUCUCACAAACAGCCAUUUGGAGAAAAAGAAAUGUGACGAAUAUAUUCCAGGAACAACCUCGCUGGGCAUGUCUGUCUUUAACCUAAGCAACGCCAUCAUGGGCAGUGGGAUUUUGGGACUUGCUUUCGCCCUGGCAAACACUGGAAUCCUUCUUUUUCUGAUACUUUUGAUUUCAGUGACAUUGCUGUCUAUCUAUUCAAUAAACCUUCUGUUGAUCUGCUCUAAGGAAACAGGCUGCAUGGUUUAUGAAAAGCUAGGAGAACAAGUCUUUGGCACUACAGGGAAGCUGGUAAUCUUUGGAGCCACUGCCCUACAGAAUAUCGGAGCAAUGCUGAGCUACCUCUUCAUAGUAAAAAAUGAACUACCUGCUGCCAUAAAGUUUCUAAUGGGAAAGGAUGAGACAUUUUCAGCCUGGUAUGUGGAUGGCCGACUUAUGGUGGUGAUGGUUACCUUUGGCAUAAUUCUCCCUCUGUGUCUCUUGAAGAAUUUAGGGUACCUUGGCUAUACGAGUGGAUUUUCCUUGAGCUGCAUGGUUUUCUUCCUAAUUGUGGUUAUCUACAAGAAAUUUCAGAUUCCCUGCCCUCUUCCACAGCUAAAUUCAACAAUAAGUGCUAAUUCUACAAGUACUUGUACACCAAAAUAUGUCACCUUCAAUUCAAAGACCGUGUAUGCUUUACCAACCAUUGCAUUUGCCUUUGUUUGCCACCCGUCGGUCCUGCCAAUCUACAGUGAGCUUAAAGAUCGAACCCAGAAAAAAAUGCAGAUGGUUUCAAAUAUCUCCUUUUUUGCCAUGUUUGUUAUGUACUUCUUGACUGCCAUUUUUGGCUACUUGACAUUCUAUGAUACUGUUCAGUCCGACCUCCUUCACAAGUACCAGAGUAAAAAUGACAUUCUCAUCCUGACAGUGCGGCUGGCUGUCAUUGUUGCCGUCAUCCUCACGGUGCCGGUGUUGUUUUUCACAGUUCGCUCAUCUUUGUUUGAACUGGCUAAGAAAACAAAGUUUAAUUUAUGUCGCCAUAUCUUGGUUACCAUCAUGCUCUUGAUUAUUCUCAAUUUGUUGGUGAUCUUCAUCCCAACCAUGAAGGAUAUUUUUGGAGUCGUAGGCGUGACAUCUGCUAAUAUGCUUAUUUUCAUUCUUCCAUCAUCUCUUUAUUUAAAAAUCACAAGCCAGGAUGGAGAUAAAGGCACUCAAAGAAUUUGGGCUGCCCUGUUUUUGAGUCUGGGGGUGUUGUUCUCCUUGGUCAGCAUUCCCUUGGUGAUCUAUGACUGGGCCUGCUCAGCCAGUGGAAAUGCAUGCCACUGAAACUGGCCAAGAAAAGGAAACAUUCUGGUCUGCUGCUCAUCAAGUCACCGCACAUCAGCAACCCCUCGCCACUUCUUUUGAAAGCUUUCAGAAGCAAACGGAAAUGUGCAAGAUACUUAAAAUGGAAUGACACUUUGGGUACAAAACAAACCUCUACAUAAUGGUUCCUGUCCCUUCAAGAUUUGGGAUCUCUUUAGGAAUUGUGGAUCUACCCCCCUCCCCCUAAUUUCAUGGAAUCGUAUUUUCUAGUCCUUUUCACAAGCAAUUAUUUUCACUCUCCUAACGCUGUGUUUGGUGGCUUCCUGGUCUCUUAGAACUUUAAAAACAUGAUCAUCCAUCAUGUUUAUUUAUUAUACAUCCAGAUUCUAAAAUAAUUUUCCUACUGAAGUUCAGCUCACAGUAUCUGUAAACUUUUUAGAAGAGAAAUGAACCUUGAAUUGUAUAUAUUUAUUUUGCUUUACAGGAAAAAAAUGGUUUCUUAAAUAAUUUGCUUAUUUUGGUUAACACAGUACACAGGGAUAAUCACAUGAGCAUUGAACGGCACUUGCUAUCGCUGGGUCUGAACAUGCACAAUAGUUGAGGUGGCUCUGAUUCAGGCUGUCCGGUGGCCUGCCACAUGCUUCUCCUGAGUGGAGACUUGUGUGUGAGUGCUUGCACUUGAGAAGGAAGGGAAUGAGACAUUGGUAAAUACAGGAAACUACACAUUUGGAAAAUCUACCAAAUGAAGUUCUGUGUCCCUCUUGGCAUCCCCAUGUCAGAGUUACUCUAGUCAGAGUUGGCUUCUCCAAGGGGGAGACCCAGGGCACCUGCAGUGGAAAGAUUGUCCAAAAUUUCUGAGAGAAUGUUCCUCAGACUCCGGCAGUCUUCUGCCUUACAUCUGUAUUGUUGAAGGGAAGGAAAAUGAUAUUUAGAAGCCCAGCAGCAUUUAGGUCUGUCCACCGGCUUUUAGUAAAGGAGAAUAAUGUGUACCUAAACAUUAUUUAGGAUAAGAAAUUCUUGUUUUAUAUUGAGUAUUUUAGGGGAGUCUUUUAAUGACUUGUUUUAUAAGUUACUAUAAAUACAAGAUUUUUGUACCUUAAAUAAGCCUCACUUAUGUCUAUUCUCCAUUAACUCUCCUCUAGUCUUGCAAAUAACCUGUCAGAGAUGGUCUUUUUGAACAACAUCUGCUGAAAUCACUGUGUACCUUUCUUCUGCUAAUGGGGAAGGCAAGAGGGCCUCCGUUUCCCAUUACUGCCCAUCCCAGCGAGACUUACACAGGAGGGCAGCUGCCCCUUACCAUUACCCCAGUUCUUCUCCUAGAGGCGAGAGCUGGGGGCCAGGCAGCUGGGAAAGGAAAGGGAACCCCAAGGAAGCCAGGCAUCUCCUCCCCAGCUGGCUUCCCCUGUCCCUGGGCUGCCCGUGUCCUGUGCGUUGAGCAGCAUGCCUGGGCCGUGAGCUAUCCUUUUAUCUAUACGCAUUCCAAUUAAAUUCUCCAAACACAGGAGGUCACUGGGUUUCUGGAGAUAAGUGGGCCUAACUGCAAACAGCUGCCAGUGUGUCCUAGCAUUUAGCUCUGGAUUCUAUUCCUCCCUAACUCAAAUCCCUGCAGGCCUUCACUCUCGCUGAGAGUCACUCAGAACUGUCUCUCCCUUUCCAGACUAAUGUCCCAUAGAUAAGAUGGACAUCAAAGGAUGCUGUGGCCCUCUUAGGGGAGAUUAAGAGGUUAUAUUCCUGCCUUGGAUCAACAUAGCUUUUCAUGUAAUGCUGAGAAUUAGAUCUAUAUUAGGUCAAAGUUCAGGCAAUUAGGUUGGAACACCUGACACUGGUAUGAAUCAUAACCCAGUAGACUACACAACCAUCUCUGUCCUUUUCAGAAGUGGUUCCCAUGAUAAGAGCAGUGACAGAUUCUGCAAAACAAGAUUCAGUUGCCCUUUGGCGUUUAUCUGGGGCACCAAGUGAAGUCAGGUAGAAGGACAAGCCUACAUUUAAAAAAAGACGUAGUUUGCAAGCUAUGCUGUGCUCCUUUCUCGUUGCUUUAGAACAGUUCAUUUUACAUGCACACAGUGAAUUCAGAAAAUUAUUAACUCUGGAUGUGUAGUGAUAUUUUUGGGUCUCUGAACUUUGUGUGUCCAUAUGGGAAAUUUUUUAUUUAAAAUAUAUUUAUUUAGAAUAAAUUACAGUAUGGUUGAUAUCUGUAGACCACAUGUUUUCAAGCCUUCCUUUGUGUACUGGAGUGUCCUGUUGACUGAAUAUAUACUAAACCAUACUGUAACUUGUCAAAUGUCACUGAUUACAUGACUUGUGUGUGGGAUUAGCUGUAAAAUGUACCUACCGCUCUUAUUCUUGUUCAAAAUAGUGAAGUGAUAGCCAAAAAAGUACAUGCAUCAUAGACGUUAGGUAGAGCUUAAGCAGCACAGUCAAGUGCUAUAGAUAUUUUUCUGCUAAAUUAGUAGACUAAAGACUCCUGAACCUUAGCUGUGGGAAACAGCACAUUUUCCUGUGGUAGAUAGGAUCUCUACACUAGAGAACCAAGCCAGUUCAUUCUUUGGGUUUAGAACUGUUCUCUAGUUAUUGUAACAGAGAAUACUGUAAAUGCCUAAUUUACUUAGUGCUACUUAUUGAACAUAGAGGUAGCACAGCAUGCAGGAACAGAAUCCACUCACGUAGGCACAGGCAGUCCGAGGUGAGUACGGAAAGCAGAGUCCAAAAUAUUGUAGUUUAAUUGUAACUUAGAAUAUAUUUUCAUUUAAAAAUCAGGUUAUACAUGGAGGUUCAGGCCCUUAAACCAGCUAGAAAAAGAAUGCUCAAACCCAUAGUCUAGUUGAAAUAGGAUAAUGUAAUUUGCCCGUAAAAGAACCGGGCCAACAAAUGGAAUGUACUGUUUCUAGUGUGUAUAUGCUCAGAUGGCCAAGAAUAUGUGGCUGCCUGUCGCUGGUAAGAUCUGGACGUUGUGUCCCCAGCCACAUACCACCGAAGCCCUGCUGACCGGUGAGGUCAGUCACCAGGAGCCAGAGAUGAUCUGCAGCGACCAAAAGUGCAGUUCCCAGAAAAAAAGGGGAGGAGAACUCCCAGACAUCUCCCGGCCGCCGGUACUUGAUCUUUCCUGUGCCUCCCAGGCUGCCUGGCCAGCUUCUAUUGGCAGGACCUUUGCCGGCUUUGGGGUGCAGCUACUGCCCCGCAGCCAGAGGAAGCUCACUACCCACUGUCCCUUUUUCACAUUUUCACGCCCUAUGAAAAGAACGAGUAGCAGUGAAGGUUGGUGUAGACAAAGAUCCCUCUAUUUAGGAGGACACCUCAGACCCACAAAUUGACUUUUUUCUGGAGUGGGACCAGGCCUCCAAGCCAGUGGUUCUCAAUGCACAGUAAUCUGCUACACAGCCUUCAGGGACACUUCAAACUUGAGGACCCCUCCAAGUCGAAUAGCUUCUCUUUUGUUCUACCUGUGAGUGCUGCCUUGGAAGAUAGUUCCUCGAACUCUGGGGAAGGAGUAAAGGGUCCCUUAACUGCUCGCUGUGCUGCUGCUCUUCGGGUCUCUCGGUGCGGUGAUAAUCACGGUGUUCGUAGCUGCAAAGAGGUCAAAACUAAAUUUUUCGUUACUCUUUCCUCAGCUAGAGUGUUGGGUGGCACUUUUAGUCAGAGAGGGGAGGAUGUGUGUGAUAGGAUCAAUUAUUGGUUUUAUGCCUUGGAUCAAAACUGUUAGUCUCCCACCAUAUAUCAGCUUAAAUAGUUUGAGACUUACAAAGAGCACGGGCUUUAAUAAUAUAAUUCCCCCACUCAAACAUCUAGCCACUUUCAAAACAAAGCUGCAGCAUCAUUUAGCAAUAUUAAUAAACAACUCACUUUCCUUAGGGAUGAGACUCCUUUAGCCAUACAACAUUCUCUAAAAUAUGGUGAAUUGUUGACAAUGAUGUAAGGCUUUCAGAUACAAAUUGGGUGCAGGGUGGCUGACAACUGAAAAACAUCACUAAAUCCAAAAGGGAGAGUUCUUGAAAAGUAGGCAGAUGCAGACACCCUCGCUCCUUAGGGUUUGCUCUGAAGAAGGGCCAUGAAACUGCGUCUGUCUGCACACGGGCUGGAAUUUGUAUUUGUAAAGGAAUCUAUGCAGCCGAGGCUUCUUGUAGGGAUACUUCCUUCUUAUGUAAAUACACUGUACAUAAAUAGGAGGCUGUAUAUUUUUGCAGUUGUUGAUCCGCACUGAAAUAGAAGUCACUAGAAUCUGCAUAUAAAAAUGUUUUCAUAGGUAUUAGUGGCUUUUGGUUGGGAAUUAGAAAAAUUUCAUUUUCUCUCCCAGAUAAUACAGUUCUCUCAAUGUAACCUUGUAACCUAAAAGUUUAUUCAAUUGUUUAGAAAAAACAAUGUCUGAGAAAUAGCUGUGUUGAUUUCUUAUGCUGGUGUUAAAGAUCAAUUAUUUAAACAAUAGUUCUCUGAGCUACCAGUAAGGAGUAUUUAGACCCCGAUCACUGUCAUGUAGAACCAGGUGUACACAAAAUGACAAAUUGUUUCUUCAUAAAGUUCUUUCGCUGUUACCAUUGAUGCCACUACACAGUAUUUAUGGAAAUAGAAAUGGGGGGGAUUUUUUUUUUUUCCAAAAUUGACUUGCUGCAUUUCCCAAACUUUGGGAUCUUUGAGGGGGAGAGAAAAAAACCUGAAUAUUAACUAAGAGCACAAAUUUGAUGGGAAAAAUGUUAUUUUCUUUCAAAUGUCUUGCAUGUCUGCUGUUUAUUUUAAUGUCAACACCAACAUAGAAUGUCUUACAUUUUUUUCCAAAACACUUGAAUUUUCAGAACAUUAGUAUAUAAUCCACUAUCUAGAGUUCAAUGUAUUUUAGACUUCUUAUGAGCCUCUUAUGUGUGACCCCACCAUUUCAUUAAUGUAAAAACUUUGUAAAUGAAUUUCAGAUGGGUGAUUUAAAAGUAAAUCACACAUCACAAAACUUUGCUAUUCAGAGUUAAUCUAAUAGAGCUGAGGGUUUUUUUUUUCCAAAAUGUGGUGUAAAUAAAGAAAUGUAAGAAAUUCUGUCUAUAACUGUUCUGUUAACAUAGUUUUUAAACAAUUAAAAUGUGAAAUAAAAGUA